AUUUUAUUUCAUAUUUUUCUAUAUUAUCAUUAUUUUUUUUUUGAAAUGGCAUAUGUUUUUGUAAAAUAUCGGUUAUGAAAAUAAUAGAAAUUAUUUUAGAAUUAAAAUAAUUUUAUUUAUUUUGGGAGAAAUACGGUACCAAGUCGGUGCAGUUGCUUAGCAACAGGGAUUACUCGGUGUUUGUCGUUUUAUAAAAAUUAUAGAAUAUUACUGGUUCCCCAUUACACGUCGGUAUACAGUUGUAGCUAAGCAAUUUCAAAAACAACUAAAUACAUCCAAUGAAAAGACGUUUUGGUAUAAAUAAUCCAAUCAUUGUUACCAUGAACAAUUUAUCUUCUAAAGACAGAAUAAAAGCACGAAAUUACCGUGAUAUCUUCCUUGAUUACACUGUCAACAAAUAGCUGCGUCAAAUUUAGCAAACAGGAUUUAACAAGUAAUUAUUUAAGUUUUUUUAUAAGAAAUUAUGCCGCGUAGACAGGGCGGAGGAAGAGCUCGACGGAGGGACAGAGCCAGGAGUCCUCCAAGAAACAACCAACGUGUGUUGAGAAAUAGGGCAGCACAAAAUCUGAGGGAACAAAGGCCGGAACGUAGACAGGCUAAUGUCGCUAGAGGUCGAGCAAAUAGAGUCAAUGAAGCACGUGCGGUUGCCGACCGGGAGCACCCUGCUGGCAAUAUCCCGGGGGCAGAAAAUCUGAGGGAACAAAGGCCGGAGCGGAGACGGGCUAACAUCGCUAGGGGCCGAGCCAACGAAGCACAGGCGGUUUCCGAGCAGGAACACCUUGCUGGCAAUAUCCCAGGGGCAGAGCAGGAACACCCUGCUGGCGAUAUUCAUGCGUUACAGCGGGAACACCCAGCGGAGCGGGACCCUGAGCGACAGCGAGGGCGGAAACGGCCAUCGGAGGAGUUGGAGGACCUGGUGGAUGAUACCAUCACAAACACAGAAGCCGAUGUAUGGUGUCUGGGAGAUUCAAUAAUGUACUGGGCGGGAAAUCGUGCGGCUGGAACUAGCAAGCCAACUUUAAAGCUGAAUACGACAAUAGCAUGGUUAGGAGUGCGUGGAUUGCAUUGGCAUGAUUUCCGACAUACCGUUGAAUAUCAGGUGCUGUUUUGUAACUCGCCCCCCAAAAUUAUUUUCAUACAUUUAGGUGGGAAUGAUUUAUCUUCUUUGUCAAUCUUAGACAUAAAAGAUUAUAUUAAGAAAGAACUGAGUUACAUGCGUGACGCUUUUCCAGAUGCGGUAAUUAUAUGGGUCGAUAUUUUACAACGCCGCAUCUGGAAGGGUGCUACGGGUGGUUGGGUCGGAAUAGAACAGAAAAGAAAAAGAGUUAACAGAAUUGGUCGUCAGUUACUGAAAGAUGUAGGAAAUGUAGAUGUUAUAAGAACAGAUAUUGAUGCCAAAACAAACUUUUUUCGCAAAGACGGGGUUCAUUUGAAUGAUAUAGGCUUAGAAUUCUUCUUAUAUGAGAUUAAACAGGCCAUAAUUAAACACUUGUAAGAUUAUUUAAGAAUUGGGGGAGAAAUUUCGUGAACAGUUUUCCGCUCAAUUUCUUGUGGCCAAAAUUCUUAAAUU
Messenger RNA from Mercenaria mercenaria, 1570 nucleotides. RefSeq lists its product as uncharacterized. Lineage: Eukaryota; Metazoa; Mollusca; Bivalvia; Venerida; Veneridae. The record is from RefSeq and is a predicted model, not a curated record. The transcript has 2 exons. Bases 464 to 1495 code for a protein of 343 amino acids.